Messenger RNA from Xyrauchen texanus (razorback sucker), 1798 nucleotides. RefSeq names its product SERTA domain containing 3 (gene sertad3). Bases 151 to 996 code for a protein of 281 amino acids. Lineage: Eukaryota; Metazoa; Chordata; Actinopteri; Cypriniformes; Catostomidae. Gene Ontology annotation, molecular function: transcription regulator activity. The record is from RefSeq and is a predicted model, not a curated record. The transcript is spliced from 2 exons. Gene Ontology annotation, cellular component: nucleus.
CUGAAUCAAUGGCGGGACGACAAAUUCCAGCAAACGAAUUUGGACACCGAAGCUUCAGCAACGGUAACAUUUAUAGUGUUCAAAUGAAGCUCUACAUCUACGGAAACAACGCCGAUUUCAGAAGUUAGCUUCCAAACUUGACAGAGUAAAAUGGUGGCCAAGGGACAGAAGCGUAAGUUCCACAGGGAGGACGAUGGUGGAGAUUCUGCAUGGGAAAGUCAGCUGCAGUCUGUGUUGGAUAUCUCCAUGGAUAAGUUCCACCGUGAUCAGGCUCUUGUGGAGCCCAGCUUAUUGCGCUCCGUUCUUAUCAACAACACACUGCGGCAAGUUCAGUCUGAAGUCAGAGCGCAGGUAGACUCACUGUCUGAUGUAAAGGUUCCCACAAAAUCACAGACUCACACAGGGUUGUUGCCGGAGCCCUCUCUUUCCCUAGGGUCCCCUCCAAUUGGGCAUAAUGCACCUCUGUACUCCUUGAGUGCUGAAAAUAUGGUGGAUGAUUUCAUGUUGUAUUCUUCAGAUGAGGAUUUCUCUUUAUCUUCAGCCAUCUCUGCAAUUCUCAAUGAUCUAGAUGCAGUCGUAGAUGGCGGUCAAGGGCCUUGUGUAUCUCAGCGUGCUCCUCUUGGGUCAAUAGAGAAUGUCACGGGAGAUGGAAGGUUCACGCAGUAUCCACUAUCGAGUUUGAGAACAUCGGACAUAGGAUCAUCCAGCAAAACUGAGGUGAUGUAUCCUGGAUGUCCUCAGGAUUUGGCUUUAGAUAAAUUCCUCCUGGACUUUGAAACGUCUGUGUUUGAACCAGAAGUGAAUCUUCUCGGAGUACAAGGUUUUUCUGUUACAACCGAUGAGCUGGUCCGGUAUCUGCCAUCUCUGUCCAAAUCCUCCUCAUCAUCAGCGUCCUCUUCCUCAUCAUCUUCAAUCUCUACUGGUCAGGCCACAUGGGAAAUCCAUGAGAUUGAGCAUGUUAUGGACAUCCUGAUGCGAACUUACCCACAGAGUUGAUUUUAUGGUGUCAAGUUCAUGACAUUGAGAUUAUAGUUUUGUAAAACAAAACCUAUAGCUGGAGUUAUUCGGUUAAAAACUGUUUUUAUGGGGAUGUACUUAAGAAAGUUCCACGUAAUAGCACAAGACUGUGUUCUCUACAUGUUUUCGGUUUGUUACCACCUGUCUACCAACUUGUCAUGUGCAAAAUAUUUGACCUCAUAGUUCAUGGUUAAGAGCAGUCUUUAGUCUUCACAAUGGAAUAUAUAUAUACAUCACUUGAUUCCUCCUAUUUCAAAUGGAAUGUUAAUUAAGGUUGUUCUGAAAAAAGUCCAGAUUAUUCCUUUAUACGUGAUUACGUUGAGAUUGAGCCCAGUUAGUAUUUUGUUACUCUAUUGUUCUCAAUAAUGCACUAUUCACUGAGUUGAUCCUAGAAUUUUAUAAUGUCUGACUUGAGUAAUGUAGUUUGCAAGUUGCCAUUAAUAGUGUAUCCAACUGGAAACUGGAUUUAGGUGGACAAAAAUGUCAUAAAAAUGUAAGAUUGUGUAUAUUUUUAGUUUAAAACUUGUAUAAUGUGCAGUAAAUGUGUAACAUGAGCAUUAUGAGUAUACUAAUGUUGUUUCAACAGACAAAGGUGUAGUCGCCUAUGCAAAAUAUUUACUAUUGACACUGAAUUUGUAACUUGAAUAUACAUUAUAGGUCAUUCUUUGUAUUCUAUUGUUAUACUUAAAAUAAAGUGUUACUUGGUGACACCUUGUGGCUCAAUGAGGAAGUGUAUUUGAGAAAGAGGAAAGUGAGAGCGCUUCAGUCUCACAACACACAU